Colossoma macropomum (tambaqui) is the source of this 1369-nucleotide messenger RNA. RefSeq names its product phospholipid phosphatase related 2b (gene plppr2b). Lineage: Eukaryota; Metazoa; Chordata; Actinopteri; Characiformes; Serrasalmidae. The record is from RefSeq and is a predicted model, not a curated record. The transcript is spliced from 8 exons. Gene Ontology annotation, molecular function: phosphatidate phosphatase activity. Gene Ontology annotation, biological process: phospholipid dephosphorylation; signal transduction; phospholipid metabolic process. The coding region runs from base 227 to 1282 and encodes 351 amino acids.
GGGGAGGGAGAGAGCAAGAGGGGCAGAGGGAGAUAGAGAGAGAGAGAGAGAGCCAGAGGUAGAGUGAGUAUAGUGAGUGUGGGUUCUGCACUCUCAGUGCUGAACUGCUGUUCGUUUCUGCCGGAGGUGUGUGUGAGUGCGUGUGAGAGUGUGUGUGAUGUAGCUGCACUCUCGUCAGAGCGUCUGAUCGAGCAAAGUGUCUGUGAAACCCUGACAGAGGAGAGGGAUGGACAGAAGAAUGGUGGUAGGAAGAGGAGUGCUGAAGAAGAGCAGAUACAUCGUUCCUUGCUUUCUGUUAGUGGAGUUGGUGAUCAUGGCUGGGACAGUUCUGUUGGCGUAUUAUUUUGAGUACACCGAUACGUUCCCCGUCCACAUCCAGGGGUUCUUCUGCUACGAUAAAGCGUUCUCCAAACCGUACCCCGGCCCCGAGGACUCCAGCAGAGCACCACCUGUACUCGUCUACUCACUCGUGACCGCCAUCCCCACCAUCACGAUCCUGAUCGGAGAGUUGGCAUUGUUUUUCUCAAAGCCUGAGGCCUUGCAGGAGAAAACCAUUGUAACUGCGGAUUGCUGCUACUUUAACCCUCUGCUGCGCCGCAUUGUACGCUUUCUGGGGGUGUACUCCUUCGGUCUCUUCACCACCACCAUCUUUGCCAACGCAGGGCAGGUGGUAACAGGGAACCAGGCACCCCAUUUCCUGUCUGCAUGUCGUCCGAACUAUACGGCGCUGGGCUGCCACUCCCCAUUGCAGUACAUCUCAGAGCGGCGGGCGUGCACAGGAAACCCCUACAUCAUCGCCUCUGCCCGAAAAUCCUUCCCAUCCAAAGACGCUGCACUCAGCACCUACUGCGCCAUCUAUACAGUGAUGUACGUCACUUUAGCGUGGAGGACUAAAGGCACACGCCUCAUGAAGCCCACCCUGUGCCUCACUCUGCUCUCAUUGGCUUUGCUGGUGGGUGUGGUCCGUGUAGCGGAGUAUCGAAACCAUUGGUCUGAUGUGCUGGCCGGUUACGCUACAGGGGGCGCUAUUGCUGCCUUUCUGGUAACUUGUGUUAUUAAUAACUUCCAGCAGACUCAGCCCCCAAUGCCACUGCCCAUUCGACCCCCCCGGCCUGAACCCUCCCUCAGCAUGCCCAUGGUGGCCAUGCCCAGUGUGGAGAGUCCACUAGAAAAGUUCCAGUCUCUCUCUACGCAGGGGUCACAUGACCAUCAGCCCUUCCUAGCCCCCGCCCCUCCCGAUGUCCUGAUCCACUCACGUCGAACCAUUUCCAGCGCAGUCUAGACCAGCCCUCCGAAUACCCCGCCCGCUCCUGCCCUGAGUACCGCCCCCUCAGAGGUUACUCCACACAGGUCUAGAUAUGCACUCUCA